Messenger RNA from Clarias gariepinus (North African catfish), 2519 nucleotides. RefSeq names its product perforin-1-like. The transcript has 6 exons. Gene Ontology annotation, biological process: leukocyte mediated cytotoxicity. Bases 363 to 2144 code for a protein of 593 amino acids. The record is from RefSeq and is a predicted model, not a curated record. Gene Ontology annotation, molecular function: calcium ion binding; pore-forming activity. Lineage: Eukaryota; Metazoa; Chordata; Actinopteri; Siluriformes; Clariidae.
AGAGCUUUCCAAACGCGUCACAUUACAAACAUUUCAUGUAAAAACAGGCUUCAGGUGUUUCUUUUAUUAUCUUUUAGACCUUAAUAUAAAUAUUCUAGGUCUGAGAUGUUGUUGCUACUUAACAGGUGAACUCAUCAUGAGUGUUUAUAGUUUCAGCACUGACGUCUGUAUAGAGAGGAUAAAAGCUACUAGUGCACACUGGGGUUUUUCUCCCAGAAACCAAAAUGAAGCCCACCCACUAGCAUAGACAAAAAUCUUACACACACGCACGCACACACACCAACACGACAGAUACAAGCUUAAGGGAAACUCAGGAAAAAAACACCACUAGAACUUCCAAGUGCACCAACAAACACACCUUUAUGACAAUGUCUCCAGCGCUGGCUAGUUUGAGGUGGCCAUGUCUACUCCUGGUCCUCCUUCCUCUGGUCCAGUCAUGUGAAAAGGGAUCGGCACGAGACUGUGCCGAAGCAGACUUCGCUCCGGGGUCGGACCUCGCCGGGGAAGGCUUUGACAUCACCAAAAUGCAGCGAAAAGGUUCAUUUGUUAUCGACAUGAAAAGAUGGAAAUUCAAGGACAAAUCCUGCAUUCUGUGCCAGAACCCUUUCAUGGAGAGGAAGAAGCAGAAGCUCCCGGUUUCGGUGGUGGACUGGAGGCCGAGUCAGAAGUGCAGAAUGACAGUGUCCAGCUCUGUCUACCAGUCCAGCGAGUCCCUGGUCAGCGCCAGCACCUCCUCUAUAGAGAACAACUGGAGCGCGAAUUUGGGAAUCGAUAUGAAGAGAGGUGCAGGGUCACUCACGUUGGCUGGAAGCAACUCCAAGCUGGCCGAGUAUUCGAUGGAGAAAACCAAAAAGGACAGGUUUAGUUUCACCAGUCACAGUGUUUCCUGUGGAUAUUACAGUUACAGGGUUUCUAACAAGCCGAUAAUUCAUCCAGAGUUUAAACAAGCCCUGAGUCAUCUCCCCAAGCAGUACAGUGCUCAGUUCAAGCCACGUUUCUACAAGUUAAUCGACAACUUCGGCACACACUUCAUCACCAAGGUGACCCUGGGAGGAAAGGUCCACUCGGUGACCAGUAUCAGACAGUGUCAGACAUCUCUGCAGGGUCUAAGUGUUGACGAGGUAAAGACGUGUCUGGACGUGGAGGCGACUGCCAGCGUGUCGGGCAAAGCUACAAGCAGCGCUAACACCAAGCACUGCGAUGAAGCCAAGGAUAAGACUGAGAGUAAAAACAGCUUCUCCAGCAACUUCAAUGACCGAUUAACAGAGAUCUCAGGAGGCCACACCACAGAGCCCGAGCUCCUCUUCUCGGCAGAUAAAGACCCCGGAGCCUAUAAAGAGUGGCUGUCGUCUGUGCCGAUGCACCCAGACGUGAUUUCCUACUCUCUCCAGCCCCUGCAUGAGCUUCUUCCCACCAACAACCCGAUCCGAAAGCAUCUGCGCAAAGCCAUUCAUGACUUCAUCCUGGAGAAAUCUCUGUGGAGAAACUGCUCUGAUCCAUGCAGCAUCGGAAACAAACCCAAUCCUAAAGAACCGUGUUUGUGUGCAUGCAGGAAUAACCCCGGCGUGAACCCUGACUGCUGCCCCACCAAACGCGGCAUCGCUAGGGCCAGGGUGACUGUACUAAGGGCAUCAGGGCUAUGGGGAGAUCACACGACUGGGACGGACGGGUAUGUCAAAGUUUACAACAAAAACAGCAUGUUGAUCGGACGCACACCAGUGAUCUAUAACAACAACAAUCCCCAUUGGACUAUGCCCUUCGACCUUGGUGAUGUCAUCCUGUCAGAUGUUGACCCUUUAAAGCUAGAGGUGUGGGAUGAGGACAACAAAUGGGAUGAUGACCUGCUCGGAGCCUGCACCGUCCCCUUGAAAGCAGGUGUUUCUGAGAAUUUCUGCAGUUUAAAUCAUGGUGUUCUGUAUUAUAAAACCGAGGUGGUAUGUGCGCCAAGUUUAGCGGGUCCAUCAUGCACCGAUUACAUUGGAUCGCCCAUGAAUUUUAAUGUGGAGAAGGCGUAUGUUUCCCGCCACUCUCAACCUGUUCCACGGGACGUGCUGCUGGAAAUGGGCGUUAUCCUCGAAGAACCGCCACUUAGUGUUAAGCUGAUUGGAUACGAUCCCAACAAAAGUGUGAUGCAGCUUUUGUAGUGAGGUUCAGUACUUCCUUACAUCCAUGGUAAAGAGAUAUGCAGCAACCCCGACUGAUUCCUUUUCUUUGUUAAACCUGCUUGCUAAUAGAAACCAACAUUUUAAGUAAAUAAAAAAAGGAAUAAAACAUAAGGAGAUGAUGGGGAGUUACAAAGAACUGAGACUCGAGACUCCUUACGCGAUAAACCGCCUACAUCUUGUAUCUGUUUCAUUAUUUGUAAAUUGUUGUUCAGGUUAAUUACAAUAAGGCAUUUCAAAUAUUUAUAUAUUUAUGUUUGUAUGCAGCGAUUCAAUAUUGUGAUGUGUGUUAGCUUUUCAGUAUCAUACAGUAUUGUGUAUUCAGCUUCAUGUGAAUUUUAAUAAAGACUUAAUGAG